Molecule: messenger RNA, 228 nt
Organism: Alternaria conjuncta
Lineage: Eukaryota; Fungi; Ascomycota; Dothideomycetes; Pleosporales; Pleosporaceae
Exons: 2
Coding region: 1-228 (75 amino acids)
Source: RefSeq, a predicted model, not a curated record
AUGUCGCAGAACAACAUGCAGAACAACAUCACUCAGGGCCAGCAAUCUCUGCCGCCACUGUCCUCACUCACCAACCGUCUACCUACGGCUGAGCCGACCCCGGCACAGCCCAGGCAGCACUCAGAAGCACGCGAGGUUCGCGACUCAGGCAAUUGGUCUCUUGCCCAAAGCAAACCCGGCUCAGUAUCGAUGCCGGCUCUCAUUUUGACUCUCGACGCAGCAGCGUAG